Acaulospora morrowiae is the source of this 511-nucleotide messenger RNA. The record is from the annotation of a GenBank genome assembly. NCBI's taxonomy places the organism in Eukaryota, Fungi, Glomeromycota, Glomeromycetes, Diversisporales, Acaulosporaceae.
UAUCAAGAGAAAGAAUUGGAAGUGCCCAUUUCGCACAAUGGUCUCGAAGGGUUAGCGCGACCGGACGAGGCAGAGGCGGGCGACUAUGAAAACGGAGACGCCUUCGAUGAAUGGGAGUAUGAGAGUGAGGAGGUGGAGGAAGAGGAAGGGUAUUAUACAGAGGAGCGAUCCGAAGAAGAAGAGACGACCUGCGAAGAGAUCCCAAGUCCCGCCAUUUACCUGGCCACCCUGGAGGAAGUACCGACGUGGGAAGAAGGGGAGCCCACCACCGAAGAACCAAAGGUAGACUUGGACAACCUGUCGGAGGAAGAAAGGGUAGAAGUAGUGAAACUUUUCGAAGCAGAAGAGGAGUUGUUCACUAGGGGGCUGGACGAACUUACUCAAACCGACAAAAGGGCGAAAGGUGAGGAUGGCGAGGAAGAUAAAGAAAAAGGAAACGAAGGAAAUAGUCGAUUUGAACGAACGAAAAACGACCCAACCCACUCGCACGAUGAAACAGACACCUCAAACA